AUGUCAGAGCAACAGUAUGCUGAAAAGCUUGAACUUAAAUCCGAUAAAUUUUCAUGUCUAUUGGAUGAUGGUAAACAUUAUGCAACUCUAUCAUUUGAAAAGAAAAAGUAUCAUCAACGUGAUCACCAUGAAAUUUCCGAAGUGACUCCAACUCAUAUCUAUGAAUUCUAUCACAUUGAAGUACCACAAGCAUACAGAGGAAAAGGAAUUGCCAUGCCUUUUGCGAAAGCAUGUUUCGAUUAUGCUCUCCAACACAAUUGGAAAGUAAAGGUAACAUGCACCUAUCUGAGAGAAAAGUUUCUUGGAUUGCACAGUGGCCAUUACAAGAGUAUUCUUGUGGAAUAG
Molecule: messenger RNA, 345 nt
Organism: Naegleria gruberi
Lineage: Eukaryota; Heterolobosea; Eutetramitea; Acrasida; Naegleriidae
Exons: 1
Coding region: 1-345 (114 amino acids)
Source: RefSeq, a predicted model, not a curated record